CCCCGCGCCCGCGCCGCGCUCCGCCUCUGGCUGGGCUGCGUCUGCUUUGCGCUGGUGCAGGCGGAAAGUCCCUCGGCCCCAGUGAAUGUCACUGUCAGGCACCUCAAGGCCAACUCGGCGGUGGUGAGCUGGGAUGUCCUGGAGGACGAGGUUGUCAUCGGAUUUGCCAUCUCUCAGCAGAAGAAGGACGUGCGAAUGCUGCGUUUCAUCCAGGAAGUGAACACCACCACCCGCUCUUGUGCCCUCUGGGACUUGGAAGAGGACACUGAGUACAUUGUGCACGUGCAAGCCAUCUCCAUCCAGGGCCAGAGCCCGGCUAGCGAGCCAGUGCUCUUCAAGACCCCGCGUGAGGCUGAGAAGAUGGCCUCCAAGAACAAAGAUGAGGUGACCAUGAAGGAGAUGGGAAGGAAUCAACAGCUGCGAACAGGAGAGGUGCUCAUCAUCGUGGUGGUCCUGUUCAUGUGGGCGGGUGUCAUUGCCCUCUUCUGCCGCCAGUAUGACAUCAUCAAGGACAAUGAACCCAAUAACAACAAGGAAAAAGCCAAGAGUGCAUCAGAAACCAGCACACCAGAGCACCAGGGUGGGGGUCUUCUCCGCAGUAAGGUGAGGGCAGCAGGGUUUCCAAACAAGCCCUUGGUGAACACCAUCCAAGCGUGA
This is a messenger RNA of Chrysochloris asiatica (Cape golden mole), 657 nucleotides long. RefSeq names its product fibronectin type III domain containing 5 (gene FNDC5). The record is from RefSeq and is a predicted model, not a curated record. The transcript has 6 exons. Gene Ontology annotation, biological process: positive regulation of brown fat cell differentiation. Lineage: Eukaryota; Metazoa; Chordata; Mammalia; Afrosoricida; Chrysochloridae. Gene Ontology annotation, molecular function: protein binding. The annotation marks the transcript as partial.